Molecule: messenger RNA, 1439 nt
Organism: Pungitius pungitius (ninespine stickleback)
Lineage: Eukaryota; Metazoa; Chordata; Actinopteri; Perciformes; Gasterosteidae
Product: tetraspanin-3-like
Exons: 7
Coding region: 272-1033 (253 amino acids)
Cellular component (GO): plasma membrane
Source: RefSeq, a predicted model, not a curated record
GUCUAUGUCUAUAGUUAACAGAGCAAUAUUAAAAAAUGCAUCGUAUUCUGGUAAUAACAUUCACUACAAUUUGGGGUGGUUGAGGGAUUCUUUGGUAGAGCUUUUGGAGUCGUUUCUCUGGUGGUGUUGGUGGCGCUGCGUGGCUGCGACCACAGGCUGAGUGCAUCCAGUGACACGGCGCUGGGAUGAGUGGUGGAGCUGACCGCUGGGACGUGUCCAAGUAGACACCUGCAAUACCCGUCAACACAUACAGCAUUAAACCCUCUUCAAGAUGGGGCAGUGUGGCAUCACGUCGUCAAAGACGGUCCUGGUCUUUCUGAACCUAAUAUUUUGGGCUGCUGCUGGCAUCCUGUGCUAUGUUGGGGCAUACGUCUUCAUUACAUACGAUGACUACGAUCACUUCUUUGAAGAUGUGUACACUCUCAUCCCAGCGGUGACAAUUAUUGCGGUUGGAGCCCUCCUUUUCAUUAUUGGGCUCAUUGGAUGCUGCGCUACUGUGAGAGAGAGCUCCUGUGGUCUGGCAACGUUUGCCGUUAUUCUCCUGCUGGUGUUCAUGACUGAAGUGGCUGUGGUGGUUCUUGGUUAUAUUUAUAGGGCAAAGGUUGAGAAGGAAGUAAAUGUUUCCAUCAAGAAGGUGUAUGAUGAGUACAAUGGCACCAACAGCAAUGCCCAGAGCCGUGCCAUCGACUACAUUCAGAGACAGCUUCAGUGUUGUGGGAUCCACAAUUACUCAGACUGGCAGAAUACACACUGGUAUGAACAAUCCAAAAACAACAGCGCACCCAUCAGCUGUUGCAAAACAAACGUUGGAAGCUGCAGGGGGUCUCUCACACAUCCUGAAGAUCUCUACCAAGAAGGUUGUGAAGCUAUGGUUGUGAAGAAGUUGAAGGAGAUCAUGAUGUAUGUCAUUUGGACCGCACUGACAUUUGCUACAAUCCAGAUGCUGGGGAUGUUGUGUGCAUGUGUCGUGCUGUGUCGCAGAGCCAGAGAUCCUGCCUAUGAGCUUCUUAUUACAGGAGGCACCUAUGCCUAAAGGAGAACACAUUUCUUACCAUAACACACUUUUAGAACUAAGGUGUCAUUGGUGAGAGCAUGACAAUAAUAUAUUACCUCACUAGCAACAACACUAAAGUUCUAUAUUUGACCUGUUUUUUCAAAAAAGCUAAAGACCAAAUUGUUAAAUGGUCAAUCUAAAGGAAAUAUAGAAAACUGAUACUUAGGAUGGCACAAGGGCAUAAAACAAAAGUUGCAACUGUUCUAUGAAUCCUGGAGGACCGCCAGAGUUAAGCACUGCCUCUUGCGCCAGUGAGGAUGAAAUGGAACCUCUUAUGUGGAGCAAAAUAACGAUGGGAUGUUUCCUUAUGUUAGUUUGCACUGUGUAUGGCUUUGACAAUUUUGUAUUUAAAUUUGAAAUUUUGAUUAAAUUAAAUUAACCUCCA